This is a messenger RNA of Cherax quadricarinatus, 1031 nucleotides long. The record is from RefSeq and is a predicted model, not a curated record. NCBI's taxonomy places the organism in Eukaryota, Metazoa, Arthropoda, Malacostraca, Decapoda, Parastacidae.
AAUAUAUUUUUCUUAGAUACUGGAAUGUGGUGGAAAUUUGUUUGAUGCUGUAAGUUUGGGUGUGAAAGCAGCACUCUGGGCUACCAAGAUGCCAAGAAUCUACAUUACUGGAGAAGAUGGUGGAGAAUUAGAGUUCUCAGUGUCUGAUAACCCAUGUGAUGUUGACAGACUUGAUGUCUCCAAUGCCCCUAUUCUCAUAACUCACUUGCGAAUUACUGAGAAUUUGACUGUUGUUGACCCAACCCCUGAAGAAGAAUGCUGUGGCCCUGUGCAGAUAGUAGUUGGUGUUACCCCAAAAGGAUUAAUUACUGCAACACAACAAUUUGGUUCAGGCACAUUUACACCUCUGACAUUAAGUGCUUCAAUUAGGAGUGCAAGAGACCUUGGAGUCAAGAUUCACCAAAAACUAAUGCAAAAGUUACAGCAAGAAGAAAGUAUUGUGGAUAGACCAAUAAAAGGGUUUCUUUAGCACUUUGUGUACUUAAACCAUUUCCUAACAAAUGAAGGCUGUAAGUUGGUUACAAAUUCUAGUUCACAUACCCUGACUUUUUACUCUGAAUAAUAUAAUGAAUACUAUAGGGAUCCAACUUACGACAAUAAUACAUUUUAAUAAUUGUUUGUAGGCAAGUUGUUCAGAAUUCGGACUUGUUCACCAUAGACACUCAUAUUAUAAUUGAAGAUGUGUUUUUGAGGCAUAGUAUUCAGCAUCUAAUUUCAUUACUUUAACCAAGAAUAUUUAACAAAGUGCCAAUAUCAUAGUUGUGAAACUGUAAAUUGAAGCAUCAUAAAUCAGGGCUCUUCUGUAUUGAAGUUAAUGAAGUGAGCUAGUAACAUUUAAAAAAAAAUUGUUUUUUUUGAUUAUAAAGGCUAUAUACUGUACACUAUUUUAACAAACAUGCAUUUGUUGACUGUAUUGACAUUACAUCAGACAAUAAAACCAUAUGCUAUAAGAAUCUGAUGACAAUAGAUCUAAAAUUGAAGUUGGAAGCUAAACGUACAAAUUCUUGAAUUAUAUAGAGUAUCUUUAUCAA